AUGGCUGCCAGUGAAACCGAGACCACUCAGACCGGCUCCAUGGCCGAGUCUAUCGCCGCUUCCACCAGGGUUUUGCAUGCGAGGCUUAAUAGGCUCAUCAUGGCUCGCCUCCAGCUGGCCUUGCCUCCGCGGAUAGCUGAUCCUUCCCUGUACAUAUCAGGAUUAUUCCAUAUUGCACCGAUCUAUAUCACCUUCGAGACUCUAUGGGAAAGCAUCCUCGAAUCUCCACCCAAGGUGGCCCAGUCUGGGUUGCUCAUCCGUGGAACCGACCCGUUCAUACAUGCCACGGACAGUGAAGACAAGCCGCCUUCGCGGACUAGGAGGUCAAAACUACACCAUGAGCUUCACUCGGCGCUGCAGACAUUACGCCUCCCAGGGCUUAUGCGAUCGUCCAAGCUCAAAGAGGACUUAGGGGCGUUAACGGGAUGGCCAGAACAAGUGGUCCAGGAGCAGCUCAAUGUGAUCAGUGAGAGUGGACACCUUGCUCAUUUUCUUGACCAUAUGCGACGUUCGAUCAAUAGCAGGCCGCACGUUCUUAUCGCAUAUGCCUACAUCUUCUUCAUGGCUUUAUUUGCCGGUGGGCGCUUUAUUCGGGCGUCUCUCGAGUCGGUUGGUCACGCAUUCUGGGACCAGUGUCCGUCCCCAAUCAGGCCAAACAUGAUGGCGUGCGAGAAAGACAGACGUGACUCUGCUGAGUCGCUAGAUGCUUUGGAAACGAGUCGCGAUGAGAGGUUCCGCGGGCUUCUCGAAUCUCAUGGGUUUCCGUUGGGAUUCUUCCAUUUUUCCACUCCAAUGGACGGGGAGGAUUUGAAACGAGAGUUUAAGAAGCGGCUCUCCGGAUCAGAGACCGUUUCAACAGCCCAGGAGAAAGAUGAUAUCGUGAAAGAAUCGGUUUGCAUAUUCGAGAACAUGAUUCUACUCGUUCGUCAAUUGGAUGAGGUCUGCGAGGUACCUGGCCAGGAUACGGCUGAUGAUAUGAUGGCUCGACUUCGAGACAGCGUUUCAGUGACAAGAGAAAGAAGAGAUUUACGGAACAGCACGAGAAGGAGCGACAAUAGCAUCUGUAGCGUGGUCAGAUCACAAGGCAGACCUAACCUUGCAAAGUCGGCCUCGGAGAACGAUUCAGACGUGGUACACGAUGACUAUGUUGCCCCCUUCCAUCCACGAGUGGCCGGGUUUGCUGGAAAUGGACUUUGUCCUGGACUGCCCAAAUCUAUGAGGUUUGACCAGACCCUCCCUAAGCCCAACCGCCACCAUCCUCUCAACGAGGAGCUAGCCGAGUUCUCAAAAAACGCCUCGAUGGCAAGAUACGGCCGCAACGUUGUAAGCUGCAUACUUUUCGUGGCCUUUGGCAUUAUGUUUGCCGGAGCUCUCGUAACCGGACAAAAGGGGUUGUUAGCUUGGUGA
Messenger RNA from Clonostachys byssicola, 1407 nucleotides. Lineage: Eukaryota; Fungi; Ascomycota; Sordariomycetes; Hypocreales; Bionectriaceae. The record is from the annotation of a GenBank genome assembly.